CCGCCGCAGCCGCGGGAGCCGCCGCGAGCGGGAUGGGUCCGGCCGGGCUGCGCCGCGCCCGCGGACUUACAGCAGAAGUCCCCGUUGCUUUGAGAAGCACAAUGACCAUUUCACAGCUCUGUUUGCAGGAGAGGGCAUAGAAGGUCUGCUGCCACUGCACUCUGCUGAGGUGUGUGGUAAAAAUGGUGCAGAAAUACCAGUCCCCAGUUCGAGUCUACAAAUACCCUUUUGAGCUCGUCAUGGCAGCCUAUGAGAAACGCUUUCCUACAUGCCCAGAGAUCCCAGUCUUCCUGGGGAGUGAAAUCCUGCACGAAUCCAGGAGUGAGGAUGGGGCCAUCCAUGUCAUUGAGCGCAGCUGCAAGCUGAAUGUGGAUGCUCCCAGGCUGCUGAAGAAGAUUGCAGGGGUGGAGCACGUCUUCUUCAUCCAGAAGAACACGGUGAACUGGAGGGAGAGGACGCUGCGCAUCGAAGCCCACAACGAGACCUUUGCCAACCGUGUGGUGGUCAGGGAGACCUGCAGCUACUCAGUUCACCCCGAGAAUGAGGACUGGACCUGCUUUGAGCAGUCAGCCUCUCUUGACAUCAAAUCCUUCUUUGGCUUUGAAAGCACCGUGGAAAAAAUUGCCAUGAAGCAGUACACCUCCAACAUCAAACGGGGCAAGGAGGUGAUUGAGCACUACCUGAAGGAGCUGAUCUCGCAGGGGAUCACGUUCAUCCCGCGCUGGAGCCCUCCCGGGGCGGAGGAGGAGCGAGCCCCGGCCCCGCUGGAGCCCGGCGCUGCCGGCAGCAGCAGCAGGGAGCCUGCCAGCCCCUGCCCGCCCCCCGAGGCCGCCAGCCCUGACGCUGACAAGCUGGACGCUGACUACAUCGAGCGCUACCUGGGCCAGCUCAGCCCGAUGCAGGAGAGCUGCCUGAUCCGCCUGCGCCAGUGGCUCCAGGAGACUCACAAGGGAAAGAUCCCCAAGGACGAGCACAUCCUGCGCUUCCUGCGCGCCCGCGACUUCAACAUGGACAAAGCGCGGGAGAUGCUGUGCCAGUCGCUGGCCUGGCGCAAGCAGUACCAGGUGGAUUUCAUCCUGCAGUCCUGGAGACCCCCGGCCCUGCUGCAGGAGUACUACACUGGGGGGUGGCACUACCAGGACAAAGAUGGGCGGCCGCUCUACAUCCUGCGCCUCGGCCAGAUGGACACCAAGGGUUUGGUGAAGGCCCUGGGAGAGGAAUCCCUGCUGCGACAUGUUCUGUCCAUUAAUGAGGAAGGACAGAAGAGAUGUGAGGAAAACACCAACAUUUUCGGCCGGCCCAUCACAUCCUGGACGUGCCUGGUGGACUUGGAAGGGCUCAAUAUGAGGCACCUCUGGCGGCCUGGGGUGAAGGCCCUGCUCAGGAUCAUUGAGGUGGUGGAGGACAACUACCCUGAGACCCUGGGGAGGCUCCUGAUCGUGAGGGCACCACGGGUCUUCCCUGUGCUCUGGACCCUGGUCAGCCCCUUUAUCAAUGAGAACACAAGGCAGAAGUUCCUCAUCUACAGUGGCAAUAACUACCAGGGCUCAGGAGGGCUGGUGGACUAUGUGGACAAGGAUGUGAUCCCAGACUUCCUGGGAGGAGACUGCAUGUGCACUGUCUCAGAAGGGGGGCUCGUGCCCAAGUCCCUGUACCAGACCGAGGACGAGCAGGAGAACUCGGAUCACAUCCGCCUGUGGACAGAAACCAUCUACCACUCUGCAAGUGUCCUCAGAGGAGCCCCACACGAGAUACUCGUGGAGAUCCUGGAAGGGGAAUCUGUCAUCACCUGGGACUUUGACAUCCUGAAGGGAGAUGUGGUCUUCAGCCUCUUCCACUCCAAACGAGCUCCUGAGCCAAGUCACAAAGAAGCCACAUCACCAAGUCCCUCUGGGGCAGGGGACAAUGUGCAGCUCAUUGACAAGACCUGGGUGCUGGGGGUGGAUUACAGCCGGGUGGAAUCUCCCCUGGUCUGCAGGGAAGGAGAGAGCAUCCAGGGCUCCCAUGUCACUCGCUGGCCUGGCUUUUACAUCCUGCAGUGGAGGAUGCACGGGCCCCUGCCCUGCUCCAGCUCCAGCCUGCCCCGUGUGGACGAUGUCCUGGCCUCCCUGCAGGGCUCCAGCCACAAGUGCAAGCUCAUCUACUACUACGAGGUGCUGGCUUCCAAGGACUUCAGGGGAUCCAUGUCCAGCCUGGAAUCUUGCACCAGUGGCUUCUCCCAGCUGAGUGGAGUCACCACAUCUUCCAGCCAGUCCCAGAGCAGCUCCCACCUCUCCAGAUAGCAGAGCCAAGGCUCCAGCAGCAGGGGCACCCUGGGGCUGCUCCAGCCCCAAACCAAAGAGCUCCAGGCCUGGGCCGUGGGGCAGUCACAGCCAUUUGGACACAGAGAGGCCCUGGGGGCUGCUUCCACCACAAAAACUGGAAUUCCAAGGGCAGGUUCAGGAGUUUUGGGUCAGCUGCCUGCUUCUCAGUAGCCUCCUUCACCACCUGUGGGUUUUGGGUGCCUGUGAGUUUGCAGGAAUCUACUCCCCUCCAAAGGGCUCUUCCCAUGGGUUCCUUUCCAGCAGAGGAGGCUGAUGUUGCCUUACCUGUUGGACCUUUAGAUAAUUCCUGGGUGGCAAAACUGAGGGAAUGUCCUGGCUGCCCACGGGGUGCUGCUUCCACACGGGGCAGUCAAGUGGGCAUGCCAGGGGCAGGGCCUUGGAAGGAACUGCCAACACCUGGGUACAGGCAGGAGGGUUCAGAAAUCACCUCCAGGCCAAACCAAAAACCUCCUCUGGUCUGGCAGGAUGCUCUGGGAAAUGUGUUGGAUUUUUUUAACCCUGCUGAGAAACAAAGUCAAAAUGGUUUUUUUUAGAAAUUCUAGGCAUUGAAUCUGCCUGCAGUGAGUGGCAUCUUCCAAACUAUUGUUUCUUUUUACUCAGGUUUACAGCAAUAAUGAGCAGGUCUGUCCCAUUCCCGAGUGGAUGGGAACUGAACCCAGUCCUAAAGGGCUAAGAAAAGCAAUAUUUGAUUUCCUGAAGGCACAAGAUUUUCUGGCAGUAUUACAGAACUUGCUUCUUUUAAACAUGAGCUCACUUGAAACCAUUCAGAGAGGCAUGUAUGUAUGUAAGCACUUACUGAAGCCUAUUUAUUCUAUACUAGCUUAUUUUAAAUUAAUUUUUAACUUAUUAUGUCAGAAAUUACUAUUUAUUAAAUACAGUCACCUUUUUUAAUGGGAUGAACUUUGUUUUAGAAAGGAAUAACUGAUUGUCUUCAAUCCCAAGCAAUCUUUCUGCUUGGGUCCUGAUCUUUGUGAUCAAUGGAUGUUCUUGCAAAAGGGCUGCAUUGGGCUAAGGGCUUGUGUCACCUUCCUUGCAAGGACAGGUGAGAGUCCAGUGCUUUUUUAGACUGUUUUUUAGGAUUAGGAAACAAGGAUUGAGUUCAGGAGUUAUCAUGAACUUCCUACACACCAAAAAUGCCACAUUUGCCCCUCAUCUCUGGUUAUUCUGUAGUCAGGCUGGGGAGCAAAGUUAUCCAUGUUCUUGUCCAGGUGAAAAGAAAUGAGAGCACGUGUCAAAUACUCACCACGUUUUUAUUCAGGAAUCUGUGAAGUUGUUCCUUCCCACCCUGAUUUUUUUAAUCACUGGUUUUGAAGUACCAGGCUCUGCCAAAGGAGAAAAGAGCCAAAAUAUUUGGGACAAUGGGAGACAAAGAGCUUGACAUGGUUUUGAGUUGUUUGGUGGGGUUUUUUAAGGAUUGGAGCCAAGGGAAUCACUCUGCACCUUGCAUCUCUCCCUGUGAACAGGUUACUUUGUUAUGUAGAGCUCAGGGAAGUUCUGAUUUCCCAUUCUCAGUUGUUCCACAGACUUUAAUGAUUCUCCCAGACAAAUGAAACUUCUGUCUCUGGCAUUUCAGCAUAACUGGAGUCUGAUAAAGAGGGACAAAUGUAAAUGUAAUUCCCACCUUUCCUCUGAAAGUCAGGAAUUCUAGAAGCAAAAGUGCAUAUGUGUACCCCUCAUGGAAAAUCCUUGACCAGAAUAAAAUCUAAUUCUAGAAACAGUUUCAGACUCCCAAAGCCCCAGCCCUGUCCCCCUGUGCUGGUUCAGGAUUUUACCUUCCCUUCUCACAGGGUUGCUCACAUCCUACAGUGGCAGCAUUCCUGUUCCCUGGGUUAGCUCUGGGUAAGAAUCUCUUCCUUUGCCCGGGGUUGUUUGAGUUUUUUUGUAAUUUUGUUUUGAAGUGUGGGAUAUGCUGUUUUCUGCCCACCAGAAGUUUGAUUUUUGUCAGUGAAGCACCUGGAGCUUGGCCCCUGGCAGAUCUCUGAAGGGUGAGGUCAGGGCUGGUUCCACAGUGUUCCUGGCUCUGGGGAUGUUCCAAUCCCAGUUUUAUCUCUUGUCCCUUGGCAGUGCCACUCUCUGCCCAUCAGAGGUCAUGCACAGGUUUGUGAGGCAGCUUGUGACCUCUCCUUGGCAAGGCUGCAUGAGUUAUCCCACCUGACAAUUUACUUUGAAACCAAUUUAAAUUUUUUUUUCCUUUUUCUCCUGAAUAUUAACAGGAGAAAGGGAGCAACAGCCUGGAUGCUGUGCUGUGCUUUCUUAACCCUACCUUGUGAACUGCAGGUACCAGAGACACAGAAUUCUCCUACAUCACCUUUUCCCCCCUCAAACAACAUCAGUGUGCUUUAGAAAAUAAACUCAGAGUUUUCUUCACAGUGAGCUGAGUCUGGGAGGGAUUGUGGAUCUUCAGAAAUCUCCUAAGCCAGACCCUUGGGCAAUGGGCUCAUUUGGGGUGAUGCAGCAAAGCCCUCCCUGCUCCCUCCCCAGCAGUGAGGCUGGUGAGCUCGGGCUGUGUGCAGGGAAGGAGCUGCUGGUUAAAAACUGCUUUCCAGUCAAUUGGGGCUCUCCCUGGUCCAGAUCUUCCCUAUGCAAACACAACACCUACCUCAGAGCUGCUGCCAUGUCCCGUGCAGCAGGGAGUGCAGGGUGCUGUGCCAGACCUGGCAGUUCCAUGUGACACCUCCAUUGCCAGAGUUCUCCAGGUUUGCCCCAUUCCCUGGCUCUGUCCUGGGCUGGAAGGGCAAGCACAGACCUGGGGCUGGAUGUUGGGUGGCUCGGCUGUCGUUCAGGGCAGUCCUGAGCCACGUUUUGCUGCUCUCCGGUGUGGGAAGGGCUCUGUCCCCGCUGGGGGAGGAGGGCUGAGCCCCGGGGGCGGCUCCAGCCCGCAGGUGUCACCACUGCCGUGCCAGGGCAGCUCCCCUGGGCUCUGGGGCUCUCAGGGAGGCACCGCAGCUCUCAGUCCUUCCUCAGCUCCUGAACUCGCUGUUGGAAGCAGAAUUCCCAAGGGUGAGCACACCAGGGAAUCCUGAGUGACAGAGAUGCAGCUGUGCUCCUCUGCUCAGCCACCUCGGUUCUGUUCCUUUAGGACUGUGAAUACCAAUUUGUAAUCCCAGUGUGGUUUCUUGGCAGAACAUUUUGAAAUGCCAUAAUCCAGUGGCAGUUCCCAGUAGGAAGAGGGGAGCCCAGCUGCCCAGCACACGGGGCUGGGGAGCUGCUGGGGCUGAGGCCAACCCUGCUCCAGGCAGGGAAUCCCUCAUUUCAAAAGGCAUUUUGUGAGCUCACACUGCUUUAAUGUCCCAAAUGUUUGUACUGUGAGCAGUUACUGCAAGGGAACAGCUAUUAGAGACUUACUUGACAGCAGCUGUCAAAGAUUCCUGCAUGCAAUUAGCUUUAAUAUUCCUCCAACACCUUUGUGAUGCUCCUUUCAUCUGAUUAUUGCUCUCUUGGAAGGUGAAAUUGGAGUCAAGUCACAUUUGCUGGCUUUUAGUGACACCAACACCCACUUCCAAGAUUUCACUUACACCUAAGUUAAAUGGGCAUUAAUUAAGUUUUUUAGCAGCACUUACUUUCUCUCUUUUGCAGCUGGCUUUGGUUUUAUACACUGAAAUCCUCAUUUUUCUCAGCCAAAAUCCUCAAACCUCCUGUAAGAGCCCACUGCAGGGCACUGAAAUAACAAACAGAUGUUCUCCUGUGAUGGUGUCUGUGUGUCCUGGUAGAGCUGUACUUUUGGGUAGGUGGGAAAUAAAACAUCUCUGAGUACA
Molecule: messenger RNA, 6079 nt
Organism: Passer montanus (Eurasian tree sparrow)
Lineage: Eukaryota; Metazoa; Chordata; Aves; Passeriformes; Passeridae
Gene: SEC14L5
Product: SEC14 like lipid binding 5
Exons: 17
Coding region: 183-2282 (699 amino acids)
Cellular component (GO): cytoplasm
Source: RefSeq, a predicted model, not a curated record